This is a messenger RNA of Verruconis gallopava, 1481 nucleotides long. RefSeq lists its product as uncharacterized. The transcript has 2 exons. Bases 90 to 1481 code for a protein of 463 amino acids. Gene Ontology annotation, biological process: transmembrane transport. Lineage: Eukaryota; Fungi; Ascomycota; Dothideomycetes; Venturiales; Sympoventuriaceae. Gene Ontology annotation, molecular function: transmembrane transporter activity. The record is from RefSeq and is a predicted model, not a curated record.
CCUCCCGGUACUUGGUAUAACUGAACUCUGCUUCUUGUUUGCUAGUAUGCCGACGGACUUCUCCAAAGGAAAUAUUGACUUUUCACACAAUGGAAGGCAGAACAGGCCCCAACAGGGCCCAAAGGUUCUCUUCUCCUGCCAUAUUGAUCAAUGAUCAUCCGCGGAAUCCUCGAUUCCAACCUAUCUUUAUCCCAGAGAGACGUCUCGCAAUCAAAGAAGACGAGGAGUUCGAGCUUGAUCCGUACGAAAGCUUCUAUAACAUCGAUACGUACAGGAGCAACAGGUCCCGAAGAACUUCGCACUCAAGAUGGCGGCGAAGCAGCACCCUUCUGUCGCUAUCACAACAGCCAGGGAAAACGGCCAGAAAAUCGUACCUCUCUACAGCGUCCAAUGCCUCGUACUUUUCCACGUUUGCCUCGAAGAUGUAUCGGCCGCUUAGCUUUAACGGAAGCAUCUGGGUGAAGGAUCCCGACGACAUCGUGCUCAAGUUCGAAAUUGGAGAGGACCCGGACGAGAAACUGCAAAGCUUCGAUCCUUCCAACCAUUCGUGGUCACGAAGCAAGAAGAAGCGCUUCGUCUAUCUCGUCUCGCUGGCCGCGAUGUUCUCGCCGCUGUCAUCAAACAUCUACUUCCCGGCACUGAAUGCGAUUUCUGCCGCGCUGAACACAAGCAUCGGUUUGAUCUCAUUGUCGAUCACAGUCUACAUGCUCGUUCAAGGCAUCGCGCCCAGUUUCUGGGGACCGUUGGCGGACAGUUAUGGACGAAGGCCAAUUUUUCUUGCCACGUUGAUGGUUUACGUGAUCGCCAAUGCAGUUCUAUCGCUUCCAGGAGGUUAUGCGGUGCUCAUGUUUUUUCGCGGAUUACAGGCAGCAGGCUCUGCUUCGACCAUAGCGAUUGGCGCGGGCGUUAUCGGUGACAUUGCUGAUGCUGACGAGCGAGGAGGCUUCAUGGGGCUUUUCGGCGGAAUUCGCAUGUUUGGUCAAGCCGUCGGCCCGGUAUUUGGCGGCGCGUUGUCACAAUAUCUCGGAUUUCGCUCAAUUUUCUUCUUUUUGACUGGCCUUUCGGCAGCUGUUAUUAUCCUGCUCAUAACAUACCUUCCGGAAACCCAACGCAAAAUUGCAGGAGAUGGUACCAGGCGGCUGUAUGGCAUCUACAGACCUCUUCUCGGAGCCCCAAAGGGCCCGGAAAUCCCUCCAGAAGAACGAUACAAACCUAGCAAGAUGUCCUUCGCAAUAUUGCUCGAGUCUUUUAAGCUACUGGCAGAGAAGGAUGUUGCAAUAUCUUUGCUUUUUGGUGGCGUAAUCUACACCGUCUGGUCAAUGAUAACUUCGAGCACUGCCUCUCUAUUCAAGGAAGAGUACCAUCUGAAUGAGGUCCUGAUUGGACUAGCCUUUCUUCCGAACGGUAAGAUUACCUGUCCAUGUUUGGGACUUAAACUGACCAUCGCUAAUCAGGCCUGGGAUGCGUUCUCGGCUCUUUGA